CACCAAUCUAAAAUCAUUUUCAAUACAAGACACGAUUAAGAGAAUAAAAGAAAUGCUUAUGGUUUCACUACUCCCUCGCGGAAACAGAACGACGCUGCCGAAGUGAAGAAAACAGAAUCGAAAAAAUGUCAAGCAAGAAAAAACCCAAACGCAAAAACAACAAUAGCGACGAUGAAGACGACGACGUUUUCUUCUACCGUUUCUGCGCUUCAUCCUCAACCCCCAACACCACCACCACCACCACCAACAACAACAACCAAAUCCAAUCCUCAAAACCAAACAACAAAGCACCAUCAUCAACAGGAGAAACCUUAGCACCAUCAAAAUCAACCAUAUACGUUUCAAAUCUAGAUUACUCCUUAACUAACUCCGAUCUCCACACUCUUUUCUCCACCUUCGGCCGAAUAGCGCGUGUGACAGUUUUAAAAGACCGUCACACGCGCUUAAGCCGAGGUGUAGCUUUUAUUCAAUUUGUUUCCCGUCACGACGCCCAAAUCGCCGUGACGGAGAUGAAUAAGAAGAUUUUGAAUGGUAGGACUUUGAGUGCUUCUAUUGCUUCUGAUAAUGGACGCGCUCCCGAGUUUAUAAAGAAGCGGGUUUAUAAUACUGAGACGGGAUUGUGUUUUGAGUGUGGUGGGAGUGGGCAUUUGUCUUAUGAGUGUCCUAAGAAUCAGUUGGGGGCUAGGGCGAGGCCGCAGCCGAAGAAGCCGCGGAGGGGAUUUGGUGGGUCUGGAUGGAGCAAAGAGGGGGAUGAGGAGGAGGAAGAGAAUGAUAGGAUUGGCGCAGAGCGGUUUGAGGAAGAUAAUUGGGCUUCUGUGGUGGAUGAUGGAGCUGAUGAGAGAUUGUUAGGGAGGAAUGGGAAUGAGGGUGAGGGUUUGGAUGAUAAGAAGAGGAGGAAGAAGAAAGGGAAGAGAGCUGGGUAUUUUAGUGAUGAGAGUGAUCACGAGGACGAUGAUUGAUCGUGAGUGAUGGUGUUUUUUUUUUUUAUCGAGGUAUGUGUAAUUUAUUAGCAUGGAUACUUCAGAUUGAAAGUCUGUUAGGAGGCACUGUAACAAUAUUGACACAUAUGGUCACAUUAAUGUUGGUGUCAUGUAUUAGGAUUAAUGUCGGUGCCAUGUAUGCAUCAGAGCUUUAUAGGGUGUAAUUGAUGAAAUUAUAUAUAUGGUUUGGUUUCAUAGGAAAAUUUUAUGGUUUUGAGCAUUAACAGAUUUUAAUUUUUAAUGUAUUAUUGCAGUAGUGUUCGAUAUUGUGAUAAACUGAUAAUGAUUAGUGAUAAUGGUGAAUUAGUGUUGAUCA
Molecule: messenger RNA, 1296 nt
Organism: Medicago truncatula (barrel medic)
Lineage: Eukaryota; Viridiplantae; Streptophyta; Magnoliopsida; Fabales; Fabaceae
Product: U11/U12 small nuclear ribonucleoprotein 31 kDa protein
Exons: 1
Coding region: 126-959 (277 amino acids)
Biological process (GO): mRNA splicing, via spliceosome
Cellular component (GO): U12-type spliceosomal complex
Molecular function (GO): RNA binding; zinc ion binding
Source: RefSeq, a predicted model, not a curated record